AGGUGUCAACAUGAAGUUUCCCGGAUUCAUUUUGAUUUGUUGGUUUGGGAUAAUUUUCAAAGGAAGUAUUUGUUUUCCUGAACCACGCAGCAAUGUCAGACUCAGUGAUUUACAGAGACAAAUAGACGAUAUUAGAAGCGAAUUAGAUGGAAAGGUAGUUAACAAGCGAGAUGUAUUAGAAACGUUAUUUAAGAUGUUUGCAGGGCUAGUCGGUCACAACGAAAAAGAAUCGACGAAACAAGACACACUCGUAAUCUUGAACAGAGCGACUCUUCAAAGAGAUAUUGGUGACAAACAACGGCAAUUUACUAUCGAUAAAGCAUAUGAACAUGGCACAUUGAACGAGUAUGCUACACAGUUUCUUAAUACAACAGCGCGAAUGAAUUAUGAUCUGCUAAUGGAAUUGAAAAAUAUCGAGGACAUUUAUAGUCAAUUGUCGGAGUCAGAAGGAAAACAUCUUGCGCUCAAGAAUGCAACUAUGCAAGUAAGGCGCCUAUUACAAAAUAUAACAUCAUCGAUUGACACUUUUACUUCUCUGGCAACUACCUUUGGCUCAAAACUGUAUUCUGAGAAAAGCUUGUCUCAAAAUGGCUGCAAUACACGUGAAACUGGAAAUGGGUGGGAAAAUGCACCUGAAUCAUGUCAAGAUGUAACAAAAAGCGGUGUCCACACCAUAUAUCCCGACUUUAAACCAUCCGGACUGGAAGUGUAUUGUGAGAUCGAUCAAGACAAGGCAUGGGUUGUUAUUCAGCGUCGCAGAUACGGAACGGUUGACUUUGAUCGCUCCUGGGAGGAAUAUAAGAAUGGAUUUGGAAAUCUGACUGGAGAUUUCUGGCUGGGAAACGAGUAUAUCUACCACAUGACAAAGUAUCAGUCGCGUCAGCUGCGAAUAGACAUGGAGACAUUCGAUGGCAAAAAGAGGUAUGCAAUGUAUAACGAGUUCGGUGUUUCGUCAGAGGAAGGAAAGUACAGAUUGAAAGCUGAUGUGUACUCUGGUGAUGCUGGUGAUGCGUUUAAUUAUGCUGCAACGAAACAUAAUGGGCAGAUGUUUUCCACGUAUGACGCGGACAAUGACAUCCACAGCAGUUCGUGCUGUUCUUGCAUCUAUAAAAGUGGUUGGUGGUUUUUGGAUUGCCACCAUUCCAAUCUUAAUGGCAAGUAUUAUUACAAACAUGAAAUUGUACCGGGUGCACUUGGUAUUACUUGGUAUGCACUGUCAGCAUCAUGGUCGGUUAUGAAAUUUACAGAAAUGAAGAUACAUUAAAGACGAUUCAAUAUGUCGACAGUGUGGUAUUAAACCAACUUACUAGUAUAUAAUUGCUCCAUAAAAUGUUGAUGUUAGUCGCUGUCAAAAUAUCGCUUACUCUACGACUGUUGGAUAAAAUUAUUAUGCAUGCCAGUUUUUUUAAUUGAUAUUCAGCUUUUUUCAAAUAUUAUUGCAAUAUAAUGGGGAAUAUAUUAUGUACAUAUAUUUAUAUUUAACAUGAGUAUGUACUAAGUUAGUACUGUUUUAGUCAAUCUGUAACAUGUUUUACCAGAACAAAACUGUUGUGCCAUGCCAAAAAGAGUGUGUAUCACUCAGUUUGAUUUGUUUGUGUUUGUUUUAUAAAUAUUGACACACAUAUAUAUAUGUAUAUAUAUUUAUCUCAUUUAGGUAGUUAUUUAUGAGGUUGGCAUGAUUUGUCGAGCUGAAGUUUGUUAUGCCCAUUAACGAAUUAUAACUUGGUUAGGUAAUAUUU
This is a messenger RNA of Dreissena polymorpha, 1739 nucleotides long. Its product is annotated as techylectin-5B-like. The transcript has a single exon. NCBI's taxonomy places the organism in Eukaryota, Metazoa, Mollusca, Bivalvia, Myida, Dreissenidae. The record is from RefSeq and is a predicted model, not a curated record. The coding region runs from base 11 to 1264 and encodes 417 amino acids.